Messenger RNA from Erigeron canadensis, 2054 nucleotides. RefSeq names its product calmodulin-binding protein 60 A-like. The record is from RefSeq and is a predicted model, not a curated record. Lineage: Eukaryota; Viridiplantae; Streptophyta; Magnoliopsida; Asterales; Asteraceae. The transcript is spliced from 6 exons. Gene Ontology annotation, molecular function: DNA-binding transcription factor activity; sequence-specific DNA binding; calmodulin binding. Gene Ontology annotation, biological process: regulation of salicylic acid biosynthetic process. The coding region runs from base 335 to 1594 and encodes 419 amino acids. Gene Ontology annotation, cellular component: nucleus.
GAUUUUGUGGUUGCAUAACUGUUUUUGUCUAUUGUUUUUUCCCCAAGAUCCAACAUCAUAUCCAAUACAAUCAUAUAAUAUAGUCUUAAUACAUAAUAAUGUCUGCUAAUGAUCAUCUUUGUACCUUCAAAAAUGGCACAUCAACAACCAGUAACUUUGGGAAGACUACAGAGCAAGAUUUUACUCUCUCACUUUUUACUACUUUUUAACUAGAUUUUGUUCCUUUGUUAUUCUUUCCAAGUUUGGUAUAUACUUGUUGAUCUUUUACACUACCUACAUAAUUCUUGUCAAUGGUUUGUUUUGCAGGGAAAAGUUGAUACAGUCGUCGAGUCGUAUGACACUUGAAACCAGGCCCGAAUUCGACAUAUCGUUGCAAGUAAAAGAAGAAACUGAAUCGUUACAUGAAGACCAAGGCUCAACUAGCAUGCACGGGCCUGCAAACUUUGAAUCAAGAAGCUUAAAGUUAAGGAUCUCAAACGUCAUUCCUGAAAUGUGGACCGGUAACCUCAUAACUGGCAUUGGCGGAACGCCUGUUACAGUAACUUUAGUUGACAGUCGUACCAAUGAAGAAGUGAAGUCAGGGCCCGAAGCCUCAGGAAAAGUGGAAAUAGUAGUUAUUGGAGCAGAAGCUGAUAGUGUCACAAGGCAUGACCUUGAGAAGAUACUUGUUCCUCCCCACAUGGAAGGAAGCAAAUCUCGUUGUGUUAGUAAGUUAUGUUUGAACCUGAUAGAAGGCAGUGCUGUUUUACCAAUGGUUUCUUUUUUACAUAACAAGACAUGGAGAAAGAAAUCCAAUAUUAGGCUACAAGCAAGGUUCGUUGAACAUUUCAGUGGGAUUGAAGUUGAAGAAGCACAGACAGAGCCCUUCGUACUCAAGGACCGUCGCAAUGAAGUGUACAAGAAACACCCUGUCCCUUCUAAACAUAACGCUCGAUCAAAUAAGGUUGGCAAAAGUAGCAGUUUGAUAUUUGAUGCUUCAAAGCAAGCAAAAAAUCUGGAGAUCACCACGAAGCAUGCUCAAAAAUCACCUGCUAAACUAAAGUACUGCUACUCUAGUUCUGAUAAGAACACUAAGGUUAUUUUCAAUGUCUCUGGUGAAGUCUUGGGUUUAUAUCUGGAGAGCCGGUUCUUUUCAACAAAUAUGCUCUCCGAUACACAAAAGGAAUUUGCCAAGUACUUGGUAAUUUCUGAAUCUACGAAUUGGGAGAAUGUUAUCACCAUCAAUGACAACCAAUCCUCUACCCAUUUACACAACAAGAGCGAAUUUCUAAAUGGCAGUGACUUGAUCAUUGAUGAAAGUUCAUUAUUUGAUACUAAUAUGCUUUCUGCUGGGCAAAAUCCAAACCCAGAGUUCUUACCUGAAUCUUUAAGAACACGUUAUAAUGAGAUUUAUCAUGGGUUUGAGAGUCUUUGCACUUCAAAUCAGUAUCAACCAGGACCUAGUUCAGUAUUGGUUCAUAGUAAGGUUUCUCAAGUGAACAGGUUUUGUAAAAGAUGGAGGAUGUUAUUUUGUGUUGUAACCUUCACAAUAGGAUCUUUGAUGAAAAAAUGUGCUAAAGGUAGUCAUGUUCACAAGAAACGAAAAUUGUCUUAGCCUUGUUAGACUAAUCUUGAGUUAUGGACUCAUGGUCAAAGUUUAGGGUCUAUUAUGUUAAAGAUUGUAUAGUUCAUAGAUGAAGGCUUAGUGAGUGUAAAACUGUUAGUACUUCUGAAACAUUUAGGCUUAUAAGAGAUAUGUCGUUUGGGACAUAAGGAAUCCGUCAUUCACAGAGAGGAAACAGAGCAACACGUCUCUUCUAGAUUGCAGCAAAGAACGACCCAACACACAACCACACGACACACUGAUUUGGGAAGAGACACGUCGAUUUGAAGCAGCACAACGUUUGGCAGAAAAACAAAGGAUAAGACAGGCAUAAAUAGAGAAUUUUAAUUUCGUUAUAGUGCAAGAGACUAGCCAGAGAAUCCUUGAGUGAUUCUUAGUGUUAGAUACAACCAAGUGUACAAAGAAUGAUGUAUAUACUUUUUUGAAUCAAUAGAAAUGCAAGUUUGAUUCA